AGCAGUCAAAAAUGAUCCACCAAGACGAUAACCUCCUCAUUACCAAAGUCUUCAAAAAACAUAAGAUUAAUCAUUUUGCUAGGUGGCAUGGUUUAUGAAGGUACACGCUUUAGACCUCUUUCCUUUGAUCUUCCAAAACACCUAUUUCCUGUUGCGGGAGUUCCCAUGAUUCAACAUCUGUUGGAAGCAUGUGUCAAAGUCCCAAAUAUGAAAGAAAUUCUGAUUAUUGGGUUUCAUCAAGCCGAUGAAGCCGUCAAUCAAUUUGUGUCUUCAAUAAUGAAAGAUUAUAAUAUAAAUAUAAGGUAUCUCCAAGAGUAUACAGCACUUGGUACAGCAGGAGGUAUUUAUCACUUCCGAGACCAGAUUAGAAGUGGUGAACCUGAAGCAUUUUUUGUGAUAAAUGGAGAUGUUUGUGGAGAUUUUCCUCUAUCACAUAUGGUUGACUUUCAUCGUACACUUCCAAAGAUAAAUCUGAUUACUGUCAUGGGAACAGAGGCAACGAGACAGCAGUCUAUGUGCUAUGGGUGUAUAGUGGAAAAUAAAGACACUCAUGAGAUCAAGCACUAUGUAGAAAAACCAUCAACUUUUGUAAGCACCAUUAUAAACUGUGGAGUCUACUUAUUCUCCUUGGAAGUCUUCCAACUUCUUGCAGCUGUUUUUAAACAAAAACAUCAAGAAUUUUAUUGUGGGGAGGAUAAUUCCUUGGACAAUAAUAACAAGGACUGUAUACACUUAGAACAAGAGAUCUUAGCACCACUUGCAGGAACAGGUCAGAUGUUUGUUUUUCAGACCUCAAGAUGGUGGAGUCAAGUAAAAACUGCUGGUUCAGCAAUAUAUGCUAAUCGUCACUACUUAGAAUUAUACCAUCAAACUCAUCCAGAUUGGUUGGCAAAAAAUGGUAACGAUAAGCCAGUGAUUAUUGGAGAUGUUUUCAUCCAUCCAACUGCUUUAGUGCAUCCCACAGCAACACUAGGCCCAAACGUUAGUAUAGGUGAAGGUGUUACAAUUGGUGAAGGUGUGAGAAUUCGAGAGUCUAUAAUUUUGGGAAAUGCUACUAUUCAGGAUCAUACAUUAGUUUUACACAGCAUAGUCGGCUGGAAUAGUGUUGUGGGCUGCUGGUCUCGAGUGGAGGGUACACCUUGUGAUCCCAAUCCAAACAAACCCUUUGCUAAAAUGGAGAAUGUUCCGCUUUUCAACAGUGAUGGACGUUUAAACCCUUCUAUUACAAUUUUAGGUUGCAAUGUACAAGUUCCAUCAGAAGUGAUUGUCCUUAAUUCUAUUGUACUACCUCACAAAGAUCUGGCUGCAAGCUACAAGAACCAGAUAAUUCUGUAACAGUUAAACAGUAGCUCAUUCGUUUUAUACCAUUAUGUUUGUGUGUUGCUGUGCCAAUACAUAAGAAAAUUGGAACAAAAUUAGUUGUUCACAUCAUACUAUCCAGUGAAGUGAAAUAUUAUUUCAUGAAACUAUUUGUCAUCCUGAUGUACUGAUGAAAGGAUAAAAAAUUAAUGAUAUAUGAAUAAAGGUUUUGGUACAACAUCUUUUUAUUUUUAUGCUAAAAAUAGCAUUAAAUAAUAACUAAAUUUUUUAAGAAAUAAAUUACUCACAUAGUAGCAUUUUCUAGUGUAUAGUAACAUAGCUAACAUUUUAUUAUUAUCUACAUGUUGUAAUUACUUGGUUAAAAACAUAUACUUUAAAUUGUUGUGCUUAUAGACCAUUAGAAACAAAAUAUAGGUUGUAUAUUAGAUGAAUUAAGCAUUAAUGUCCUAAACACUUGAAUUUUAACUAAAUUUGUGUAACAAAUUGUCAUUUAUAUUUUACAAAUAUGAAUUAGGCUAUAUUUUUAAAAUUAUAUUUUAUGUGAUAUUAUAUACAGCACCUUUUGUUGUCAUGUCACAAAAUGUAAAUAUUAAUAGUUGCCAAGGGUUUUGAUUUAAAGUUAUUAAUUACUUAAAACAUUAAACUUUAAAUUCAAGUGUUCUUUUAUUACGUCCCAUCCUUUACAGACAAAUGGUAUCAUCUUUGAGUAUCAGUAUUUGUUUUCAAUAUGUUUAAGGAAGAUUUUUUCAUAAGACAAUUUACAUGGAAAAAAAAAGAUAUUCCCUAACUGAUGUUUAGAAAUUGCAAUUGUACCUGGUGAAAUUAGAGGCAUUUACUGCUGCACUGUCUCACUACUUUGCUCAAAACAAAAAAUAUUUUAUUAACAUGCUAUUAAUGCUGUAAAUUCUUCGAUUAGUUCGAAUUCAGAAAUGUAUACACAACUUACCUAAAAAUGUUGAUACAUAUUUUUUUCCCAGAUUUCCGAAAAAUUUUCUCUUGGUUGAUUGUGUAGUCUUUUUACACACUAAAUUAACUAUAACAUUUUGUUUCUUUAUAUACACAUUUUCAAGCAGAUGUAGAACCUGUUGACAGCUGUUAUUUGUCUUCGGUGAUUACUUCUUAAUAAUCACCAGUUUGUAUUUUUUUUAACAGACUGCACUGUCAGUGAUGUGGUAUAGUGUUAAAUACUUGAUCAAGCACCACACUGAGCACAGGGAAAUUAUGUAUUGCCACAUGUUGUAAUGUCUUAUACUAACCAUCAUUAAAAAAUAAGCACAUAUUUAUGACUUUCACUUGAUAAAGGUAGCAUUUACUUAUCCUGCCAAAUGUUAAUAUAAUCAUUAUUACAUUCAUAUAUAUAUAUAUAUAUAUGCAAUAUUUAAAGUAACUAUUAUAACAGUGUCUGGAAUUAAGAUUUUUACUAUGCUGUACAUGGAAGAAUCAUUGUGUUGUGUUGGCAAUAAGUACAGUAAAAUGCCACCAUAAUACAUAGAAGAAUGUACGUUUUUUAAUAUGAGGCCUUAAAUUGAUCAAUAAAGCACGUUUUUGAAGUAUGA
Molecule: messenger RNA, 2876 nt
Organism: Limulus polyphemus (Atlantic horseshoe crab)
Lineage: Eukaryota; Metazoa; Arthropoda; Merostomata; Xiphosura; Limulidae
Gene: Gmppa
Product: mannose-1-phosphate guanyltransferase alpha-A-like
Exons: 10
Coding region: 88-1335 (415 amino acids)
Biological process (GO): biosynthetic process
Cellular component (GO): cytoplasm
Source: RefSeq, a predicted model, not a curated record